Effrenium voratum is the source of this 508-nucleotide messenger RNA. Lineage: Eukaryota; Dinophyceae; Suessiales; Symbiodiniaceae. The record is from the annotation of a GenBank genome assembly.
GAUGGCGGAGAACCGGGUCUUGUGCACGGACCCGGAGGAAGGCCGCAAGAUGGAGGAGCUCAAGAAGAAGCGUGAGGAGCUAGCGUCGCGAAAAGCCACGCUGCUGGCGAACGUCACCAAGCAGAUGAAGGCCAUUAUGGCCAAGCUGAACAACCCCAACAACUCAGAGGCCACCCGGGAGACGCUGCGCUCCCUGCUGCUGGGCCUCAAGGAAAAGCUGGACUCGCUGGCGGGCCCGAAGCCCGACAGGACUCAGCAGCCGGCCAUCCCAAGGAGCCAUCGCCUGGAUCUCAGGAGCCGGGUGCUGAAGUUCCAGCUCAGCGAGGCCACCCCACUGGAGGUGCUGCGGGAGGAGCUACGAAAGCUGGGCGCCGACGAGGUGGUGGAUCUUCGGCUGGAGCCGGGGGAGGAGGGCGACACCGCGGUGGUGGAGUGCCACCUGCCUCGCGUUUUUGGUUCGCUUCGGGGAAUGCCGAAGCGUGGAGCGGAGAGGUUUUCCGGCGGCUGA